AAGAAGCAGCAGAAACAGGUCCAAAGCCAGUUGAUCGAAUUAGUCAACAACCGUUCUAACGACAAUAAGUGUGGUGAGUGCGGUGCUACUUACCCAACUUGGGCCUCCUAUAACCUUGGUAUAUUUCUCUGUGGUAGGUGUGCUUCAUUGCACAGGAAAGUCUUGGGUCCUCCGCAGGAGAAUAUCUCUAAAGUCAAGUCAUUGACCUUAGAUGAUUGGCCCGCAGAGCAAAUUACAAACCUUCGUAAGAUUGGAAACAAGAAGGCAAAAAGAAAAUGGAAUCCCAAGAGAAUACCUUUCCCAUACGAUGCUGAUGAUGACAAAGACGCAGCAGAGAAGUAUUUGAGGGACAAGUACAUAUUGGGAUUGUUCCGCGAUGAUUCAAUUGACGCGUCAGACUACGAAGAUCGACUCAGCAAGUAUUCCGACGAGAAUGACUCAGUGAGAAAUGGUUUGUUUUCCAGAUCCCGGCUGAAUUCAUAUUUGGCCAAUAGUGGUGGUAGGUCUAGACUGAAUUCAUACAUCAAUAGUUCUUGUACUGGACGCCUGAGAUCAGGAUCCAAUGCGGCAAACAAGGCAGCUCUACCAAGGCUUUCUCAUAGAAAGCUUACUACCUUCGAAAACAGCUUGUAUCUGGGGCAAGUCUCAAAAAUUAUGGGCUUCGGAUAUAAGGAUAGAGAUACUGUCCUUGAAAGUUUGUUAUUGAGUAAUGGUGUAAUUGAUACGGCCCUAGAUAUCUUAGAAGAGGACACCAGAAUCAACCCUCUGCAAAGCGAGAUUCCUCCAGAUCUUCCUAAAAGACCAUCAACUACAAGCUCAGUGUCCAACCUACCUUCUAAAAGUCCCAUGCUGGAAGAUUGGUGGGCAUCGAAGCCAAGUGACACCCAGUCCAUCCCUGCUAUAGCGACCACUUCAGUACCACAACAAACUGGCGGAAUGCAACAGCAGCCACAAAUAUAUCAAUACACUGACCCUGUGACUGGUCAAAUUUUUUAUGUGGACUCUAAUGGGCAACAAUACUUGGACCCCAACAAUCCCCAACAUCAGCAACAGUUGAUUCAGCAGAAUAACCCACAGUUUACUUCCCAAGCCAGCAAACAGAGUAUUUUAUCGUUGUACAACCAACCAAACCAAUUUACUACAAACGUUGCAUAUCCAACAAACUCUGAUCAGCUACAGCAACAACAAUUACAACAGCAGCAUCAACAACAGCAACAACAGCAACAACAGCAACAACAGCAACAACAGCAACAACAGCAACAACAAAUACAACCUGGAAACUACCAAGGUUACUCUCCUUUCCAAAGCCAGCAAACAUUUGGACAGGUACAACCACAAUCACAACAAUCACAACACCAAUUUACUGGAUUUGGAACAUCCCAACAAACAGGUUAUAAUCCAUUUCCUCCUCAAAAUCAAAACCAGCAAAAUUGGAGAUAG
Suhomyces tanzawaensis NRRL Y-17324 is the source of this 1440-nucleotide messenger RNA. RefSeq lists its product as uncharacterized. The record is from RefSeq and is a predicted model, not a curated record. The annotation marks the transcript as partial. The transcript has a single exon. Gene Ontology annotation, cellular component: Golgi apparatus. Gene Ontology annotation, biological process: intra-Golgi vesicle-mediated transport; endocytosis; endoplasmic reticulum to Golgi vesicle-mediated transport. Gene Ontology annotation, molecular function: GTPase activator activity. NCBI's taxonomy places the organism in Eukaryota, Fungi, Ascomycota, Pichiomycetes, Serinales, Debaryomycetaceae.